UGAGCCGUACAUUAGAAGGAAGAAGAAGAUAAAGAGGAGAGAAGUUUUAAUGAAUUCUUUUUAUAUAACUCUUCUUGUAACGGUUGUGGAUUAUCUGUCAUGAGGCUUUAAGGAGAUGUUCAUGUUGACUUCAACAAGAGCAGACAACUAUGAGCGCUCGGAUUUCAAGUGUUGUCUGGAAUGAUCUGUGGCUGUGAUAAGUUGUGGUGGCCUCAUCAGUAGCUGUCACCACGGCGGGGGACCUUCGAACCUCCGUCUGCAGGGUGAUCAUCUUCCUCCAAAAGGACAUGUCUGGAGACAGCUGCCUGCCCCAGCAUCACGCCCAGUCCGACUCCACCUCCCCAACCACUUCUCUGGUCUCCCCCAAAACCAAAACUUGCAGUUAUCGAGGAGCAGUUGGCCUGGGCAACAAGUAUGUCCGGAUUAAUGUUGGUGGGACCCUGUUUUACACCACACUACAAAUACUGACAAGGCAGGACUCCAUUCUGAAAGCUAUGUUCAGUGGAAAGAAGGAAGUGUUCACUGAUAAAGAGGGUUGGAUCCUGAUCGACCGCAGUGGGAAACACUUUGGCAGCAUCCUGUCCUACCUACGUGACGGCACAGUCUCCUUACCCAAGGGCUGUCAUGCUGUCAAGGAGCUGCUCUCUGAGGCAAAGUAUUAUCUCAUUGAGGGUCUGGUGGAGCUCUGUCAAAACACCCUGCAGGGCAAUAAAGAGCAGCCGCUGUGUGUUAUACCUGUGCUGACCUCCAGGAAGGAAGAAGAAAAGCUAAUCCAGACAUCAACCAAGCCAGUGGUGAAGUUGUUGUACAACAGAAGCAACAACAAGUACUCUUACACCAGUAACUCGGACGACAACCUACUGAAGAACAUUGAGCUGUUCGACAGGCUGUCGCUCAGCUUCAAUGGCCGCGUCCUCUUCAUCAAAGACGUGAUCGGAGAUGAGAUCUGCUGCUGGUCAUUUUAUGGUCAGAGACGCAAACUGGCUGAAGUGUGCUGCACCUCCAUAGUCUACGCCACAGAGAAGAAGCAGACCAAGGUGGAGUUUCCUGAAGCUCGCAUCUACGAGGAGACUCUCAACGCGCUGCUGUACGAGACGAUGCCGCUGCCCGACAACACCCUGCUGGAGGCCACUCGUCGGAGCUACAACGCCUGUGGCUCUCUCAGUGAGGAGGAGGAGGGACCCGGAGGAGCCGAGCACCGCGUCCGUCGAAUCCACGUCAAGAGGUAUAGCACAUACGAUGACCGGCAACUGGGACACUGAGACUGAAACCCCAAAGCAUUGGGCUAAAUUCAGCUUUUCAUAUUGACGAACAUUCAAGUGCCGAUGCUCAUGUAUUUACCACUGCUAUCCAAAAGAAUUUCAAAAUAUGGCAAUUUAUUAAAGAGUUAUUACUAUUGAAGGAAUCACAGCAGAUACCUUUUCCACUUUACGUGUACUUCAUUAGUGUUGAACAAAGUAAUAUUGUUCAUAAUCAUAGCACUUAGCAUCUGCAUCUCCUGCAGCACAUGUUUCACAUGAUUGUAUUUCCUUUUUUUUUUAUGACACAUUUACAUUUACAACAGGCUUUUGUUUGCCAAACGAAACCGUUUUAAGUUUUACCAGAAUUGCCUCCAACAUGCUUGAAUGCAUGUUACCAUUAUGCCUUGUUUCUAUUUGUGAAGAUGAAAUUUGUGAUAUUUCAAAUAUUGUUUGACUUAUGUGAAUUUUCAGUAGACAGGAAGCUGCAAUAAUAGGAAAUUAAACCAGCAAUAUUCGUGUUCCACUUUAUACUAGGGCUGCACCUCGUGAGCAUUGUCAUUACCGAUUAUGUUCAUUCAUGUUCAUUUAUUUGGCCAAGAAAAUUAUGGAAAAUGUUGACCAACUAAAAAUGACAAUGUUUUUUUUAAAGACGCUCGUAUCACAGCACUUUUCGUAAAAGAAACGACAACAAAAGGUAAAACCGGUUAAUAAAUGAUCAGAGUAUUAUUGAUGGUUGCUAAUUGAUGAAUUGUUGCAGCCCUACAUUACAGUGUAACAAAAUAUCUGCUCACUGUGACUGUUCUGUGCUGUUCCUCUGCUGACCUCCACGCAGGCCUGCCCUGCAGCCGUCUGUCUAAAUAUUCACCAGAUUAACCAGGUGAACCAGUCUCAUUUAGCACCACUGGCCAACAACAGGAACCAGAGCCAAGUUAGCAUCAAUAGGAUAAUUCUGUCUGGAGGAAAUCAUCAGGAAUAAAAAUAAAUAACCUUUAUUCCGUUAAGAGCAACGCACCUCAGAAUAGGACUGUCAGUAUGCACUCAGU
Solea senegalensis (Senegalese sole) is the source of this 2284-nucleotide messenger RNA. It is a transcript of the gene tnfaip1, whose product is annotated as tumor necrosis factor, alpha-induced protein 1 (endothelial). Lineage: Eukaryota; Metazoa; Chordata; Actinopteri; Pleuronectiformes; Soleidae. The transcript is spliced from 7 exons. Bases 288 to 1262 code for a protein of 324 amino acids. The record is from RefSeq and is a predicted model, not a curated record. Gene Ontology annotation, cellular component: Cul3-RING ubiquitin ligase complex. Gene Ontology annotation, biological process: proteasome-mediated ubiquitin-dependent protein catabolic process; protein homooligomerization; protein ubiquitination. Gene Ontology annotation, molecular function: protein binding; ubiquitin-protein transferase activity.